UACCAAAGAGAAACGAUGCGCAACAAAAACUUCAGAAAGCGAACUCGCGACGAAGACCCAACCCCCGAAUCCGAAGACGAAGAAGAGCGCAGAUUAAAGCUAGACGAGGUGAAAUUCCUGCAGAAGCAAAGGGAGCGGAAGCUUGGGAUCCCGGCGGUCCUCGCCGGCAAGUCCGGAUCCAACAGACUGCAGGGGUCCGGCGAGAAAGGGGAUGGCGAUGGAGAGAAAGAGGAUUUGGUGCUUCAGGAUACUUUUGCUCAGGAGACCGCCGUCACUGUUGAAGACCCUAACAUGUUGAAGUACGUUGAGCAAGAACUGGCAAAAAGAAGAGGCAAGAGUGUUGAUUCAGGCGAUAAAGAGGAGAAAGAUCAGGUGGAUGAAUUGUAUGUUGUUCCUGAGCACCUUAAGGUAAAGAAGAGGAACUCUGAGGAAAGUUCCACACAGUGGACUACUGGGAUUGCAGAAAUUCAGCUCCCCAUCGAAUAUAAAUUGCGGAAUAUAGAAGAGACAGAGGCUGCCAAGAAGCUCUUGCAAGAGAAGAGGCUUGCAGGCAGAGCUAAAUCUGAACUGACUAUCCCCUCAAGCUUUAGUGCAGAUUAUUUUCAGCGUGGCCGAGACUACGCUGAAAAACUUCGAAGAGAAAGGCAAGCGACGAAAGAAAUAUUACUCGUCCAUGGAGAAAAGAGUGGGCGUGGAGUGGUUCAAGUUUAUGAUGAUGAAGUUAACAACAGCGUCUAUGGUGAUCACAUUGAAGCAUGCUGUUUUCUGUUGAGAUUAGAGCGUUGGAAUUACGAGAGCGAAGUAAAAGAAGAUAGUGAGGGAGCGAUAUUUUCUGGAAAGCUACAUGUGGGGAUCAGUAAUCUCGGUGUCUUCAGCGAGGAAGCCAACUCUUGUGUGGUUGAUAGGCUGGCUGAAGGAGCGUGGAAUUGCUAUUUUGGGAAAAGUUCGAAGUGGCAUUACAUGGGAAAUCUAUUGAAGGGGAGUGAAAACCAUGAAAUUUGAAUCAACUUGCGCUACAAUAUCAUCUUUUCUUCGCUCUAUUUGUGUCAUGGUUUCUUCUGAUAGCUUCAAACCAGGAAACGUGGUCAUGGCCUGUUCUAUUAUUCAUUGUGCUUCUUCAUAGCUAGCUUACGGAUAUGCUUUAGUCCUCCAAAUCCAAAAGAAAGGUUUUGUAACUUUGAUUCUGAGCGGGGGUGUUAUGAAGUUUAGUCUUGGUUCCCGUUCCUCUGUUUCUUGAUGCUAUUGUAAAUUUUGCUGCAGGAGAAUAUGGUCUCUCAUUUAUUGUUCGUGAGCUAAUUUUCGUUUGAUGGUCUUUCGGAUGCUGAAUUCAUAUAUUGUGUUCUUAGUUACUUUCA
Molecule: messenger RNA, 1355 nt
Organism: Asparagus officinalis (garden asparagus)
Lineage: Eukaryota; Viridiplantae; Streptophyta; Magnoliopsida; Asparagales; Asparagaceae
Exons: 6
Coding region: 16-1002 (328 amino acids)
Biological process (GO): mRNA splicing, via spliceosome
Cellular component (GO): spliceosomal complex
Source: RefSeq, a predicted model, not a curated record